GAUUGGAACACCUGAAUCACAUGAUAUGGAGGGGAUUGGAACACCCGAAUCACAUGAUAUGGAGGGGAUUGGAACACCCGAAUCACAUGAUAUGGAGGGGAUAGGAACACCUGAAUCACAUGAUAUGGAGGGGAUUGGAACACCUGAAUCACAUGAUAUGGAGGGGAUUGGAACACCUGAAUCACAUGAUAUGGAGGGGAUUGGAACACCCGAAUCACAUGAUAUGGGAGGGGAUUGGAACACCUGAAUCACAUGAUUUGGAGGGGAUUGGAACACCUGAAUCACAUGAUAUGGAGGGGAUUGGAACACCUGAAUCACAUGAUUGGGAGGGGAUUGGAACACCUGAAUCAGGUGAUAUGGAGGGGAUUGGAACACCUGAAUCACAUGAUAUGGGGGGAUUGGAACACCUGAAUCACAUGAUUGGGAGGGGAUUGGAACACCUGAAUCACAUGAUAUGGAGGGGAUUGGAACACCUGAAUCACAUGAUAGGAGGGGAUUGGAACAUCUGAAUCACAUGAUAUGGAUGGGAUUGGGACACCUGGAUCACAUGAUAUGGAGGGGAUUGGAACACCUGAAUCACAUGAUUAGGAGGGGAUUGGAACAUCUGAAUCACAUGGUAUGGAGGGGAUUGGAACAUCUGAAUCACAUGAUAUGGAGGGGAUUGGAACACCUGAAUCACAUGAUUGGGAGGGGAUUGGAACACCUGAAUCACAUGAUUGGGAGGGGAUUGGAACAGCUGAAUCACAUGAUAUGGAGGGGAUUGGAACACCUGAAUCACAUGAUAUGGAUGGGA
Molecule: messenger RNA, 793 nt
Organism: Staurois parvus
Lineage: Eukaryota; Metazoa; Chordata; Amphibia; Anura; Ranidae
Source: the annotation of a GenBank genome assembly